AUGGACGAAAUUCUUCAUAAGCGAAAAUGCGCUGAUGGUCAUAACCGAGAAUAUUGGGGUCCACGUAAGAAAUCAGUAGUAAUGUCUGCCACAAAGAUCAAAAUAGUCAAAUUUCGGUUGUCAACAAGUCAUUUCACUGCCAUCCGGCAUAAUCCAGAAACAUUGAUUGCAGUCGAUUCAACUGCAGACCAUCUACCGCAAUCUGCCAAACCAUUUGAGUGA
This is a messenger RNA of Enterobius vermicularis (human pinworm), 222 nucleotides long. NCBI's taxonomy places the organism in Eukaryota, Metazoa, Nematoda, Chromadorea, Rhabditida, Oxyuridae. The record is from the annotation of a GenBank genome assembly.